AUGAACAAGCUACCGCUAGAGUUGGCAUCGAUAAUAGCGGUGGACCUGGACAUCGUCUCCCUAGGUUCUCUUCGACAGGCGUCAAAAUUAACGAACAGCCUGUUCUCGCCAGUCUUCUUGCAGUACUUCCGAAGUCAACGAGUAGACCUUACAAGAUCAGGACUGAAGCGGCUCUGCGGACUGGCUAGUAGCCCGGCUCUAAGAUCAGCGGUCUCCUCGCUGACACUCGUUUGCCUUUACUAUCACAAUGACCCGUGGUACGACCAAAAACAUCUCGCGGCUCUUCAAAACCCGUCUUUCCAAGACCCACGUGCAGCGGCUUCUGAGUACGCCCGCCUUUGCCGGAGGAACCGGGAAUGGAUUGCAGAACAGCGCGACGAGCAGAACCUCUUCAUGGGCGAGGAUAUGCUAUGCAUGCUAGCAGACUGUCUGAGACACCUGAAGAACGUUCGUCAUGUGAGCCUCGAGGCUUCAGUUGUGCACGGCGCCGACUUAAUAAAGGUGCCGGAGGAAGUGGCAUCAUUGCGCUGGCGUGAGCUCUGGACUGGUGCCAUCCAGGGGUAUCGCAUCUUGUUGAUGGCCAUUGCACGCUCUGGGGCCUUGCUCGACAGCCUUCACAUUUAUCAGUUGACCAAGAAAUGCAGCAUACCUACGCACGAAAUAGUCGAGCCUUUGUCACUGUUCUCAGCGGCCGAAAGGGAAAACUUUGCCAACUUUGCAGCCCACUUGAAAGAUUUCUCUAUCAGCCUCGCUACUACAACUCUACCUGUCAGGCCACGUCCUGGCACCCACGCUUCCUGGGAAGAAAUGAUAGAUCUUGAUCCUUACGGAGCUUUCGACAUUUCUCACGGGUCAAACCUCCAUGCCAGCGAUGGUCAUGUCGAUGCGUUGGCCGACAUGGAAGGUGUCGCCCGCCUGCUCCAAGCGAUGCCGAAUCUGGAAUCCCUCCAUAUCCACCUGUGUACGACUGUCAAUGGCAUUCUCGUCCGCGGUUACUAUCAACACUUUCUCUCGACCAUCUUCUUGGGAGGCUGGGUUUUCCGUAGGUUGUCCCAGCUUACGCUGCGCGGCCUCCAGGCGAGCCAGCAAGACCUAUAUGACAUCCUCGCUAGGCAUAUUCCACAGCUCCGUAUUCUGGGGCUCGAAAACAUCACUCUCAACUCGGGUUCAUGGAACCCCGUGUUUGACCUCCUUAGAUGUGAGGCAAGGUCAUUAGAGAAGCUGCGAUUAUCGGCACUGUGGUGUCCUGAUUCUGACGGGAACAGGAUGAACCUGGCUCCCAUAGACAAAAGCCGUGACAUCGACGACGUGGCCGAUUUUCUUGAUUGGGAGGAAGCUAUCAACGGCGAGCGAAUCUGGUACACGCGGAACAUUAAAGGCGAGGAGGUGCGAGGGCCAGACGGGUUACAAUUUCGGCCGAUGGUGGAGAGCUUCGGGGACCCAGUCAAGGCAAGUUGGUAUGUACGGCAUCGCGCAGAAUAUGGGCCCUUGUGA
This is a messenger RNA of Neoarthrinium moseri, 1494 nucleotides long. RefSeq lists its product as uncharacterized. The record is from RefSeq and is a predicted model, not a curated record. NCBI's taxonomy places the organism in Eukaryota, Fungi, Ascomycota, Sordariomycetes, Amphisphaeriales, Apiosporaceae. The transcript has a single exon. The coding region runs from base 1 to 1494 and encodes 497 amino acids.